GGGUCCUGGGUUCUUUUUCUCGUUUACAUGCUCCCGAAUUCUUCAUCAGAUUGGAACACCAUUUGGGAGAUGAUUCAUUCACUUGAACGAUCUUCACUUCUCGCGAGGUUGGCCGACCUUUUCUGAUGCAAGAGUUUAUGGGGUGAGAGGGGGGAUCUUAAUACCGAUACACGAAGAACAUGGGCAGGAGGAUACGUGCUACCCGUCCCCUCUACUGCUCUCCUACAUGGUUUCUUUCUCGCUCGAUUCCCUACUGCGAUCAUUCUGGAUGUUGGACUGCUUUAUCUCACCGUUGGAACUGGCGUUUGUUUUGUCUAGUCUUUCCGCGAUGCAUCAGAUUGGUCAAAGUUCGCUGGUCGAAUCAUCACAGGGAGCAAAAGCAACACCAGGGAAAAAGGCGAAGCAUAAGCUUGGAAACCACAGCUUCCCACCUCAUCCCUCCCCGUCCCAAAACCGACAAAGCAACAACACGCCGCACCGCCACUCUUCGACAAAUUCCCAUCUCGAAAAAAAAAAGAAAAAAAAAUUCAGCCCACUGGUCUUUUUUGUUCCUAAUUCUGCUUUGGUUUCUCUCCUUUGGGUGUUUCGGCGAAAUCUCUGUUUUGACUGACACCUUCACCGGCGUUUGGGAAAAACAGGAAGGCAACUGGAUUCACACCCCUCAGACUGGAACACGAACGAGCAGUGCAGGGAGGAAGAGGAUGGAAAAACGAACCGACACCACAGGCUGGCGCGACCUUUCCCCCUUCGCUGCCGUACAUCGCAUCUCUUGCGCGCACACACACACAGUUUUCCUUUGUCAGGCGGAAAAAAGAUACGGGGGGUGUAUACACUCCCCCAAGGGAUGGUGAUGUCUGGACUUCGUAAGCAGAAUUUUGGGCCUGCAUGGUGGUUUCUUUUCUCGCUAGCGCACAACGAGCUGGUGAUCACUCAUUUGUAAUGACUGAUGAUGACGACGACUUCUUGAUGAACUCUACUUCAUCCGGCCGUGAGACUCGCCGUCCC
Molecule: messenger RNA, 1005 nt
Organism: Phialemonium atrogriseum
Lineage: Eukaryota; Fungi; Ascomycota; Sordariomycetes; Cephalothecales; Cephalothecaceae
Exons: 1
Coding region: 180-851 (223 amino acids)
Source: RefSeq, a predicted model, not a curated record